ACUCACCAAUAAAAUGAGCUGCCCAUUGGCUUUGUCUUCCUUCUCUCAUUAGCCUUUUUCGGCUCUCUCUCUCGGCCAUAGCUGUAGUCUUGUUUAUUCUCUCUCUCUCUCUCUCUCUCUCUCUCUCUCUCUCGCUCUCGUUCUCUCACUCUCUCAUUCAUAUAUAUAACUCAGAGAGAUAAAGAAAGCCAACACACAGGAAGAAGAAACAGCCAUUGAUUUUAAGGACCCAGAAGAGAAAAGAGAUAUUAUAUAUAUAAUAAAAGAACAAAAUGGUUUACUCUAGUCUGGGGUGUAUUUGGGGUUGGUCUGUUUUUGUACUUGCUGUGGUUGCUGCUGGUUCAACCAGUAACUUGCCCAUCAUAGCCUUUGAUGAGGGCUACACCCAACUUUUUGGGGAUGAAAAUCUGAUUAUCCAUAGAGAUGGAAAAUCUGUUCAUCUUGCUCUUAACGAAAGAACAGGGUCUGGAUUUGUGUCUCAUGACCUCUACCUUCAUGGGUAUUUCAGUGCUUCUAUUAAGUUACCUGCUGAUUAUACUGCUGGAGUAGUUGUUGCCUUCUAUAUGUCGAAUGGUGACAUGUUUGAGAAGAACCAUGAUGAAAUUGAUUUUGAGUUUUUGGGGAAUAUAAGAGGCAAAGAAUGGAGAAUCCAGACUAACGUUUAUGGAAAUGGAAGCACGAACGUUGGCAGAGAAGAGCGAUACAAUCUAUGGUUUGAUCCUUCUGACGAUUUUCAUCAGUACAGCAUUCUCUGGACUGAUUCUCAUAUCAUAUUCUAUGUUGACAGUAUUCCAAUAAGAGAGGUGAAGAGAACAGAGUCAAUGGGUGGUGAUUUCCCAGCUAAGCCAAUGUCAUUGUAUGCCACAAUAUGGGAUGGUUCUGAUUGGGCUACUAAUGGUGGAAAAUACAGGGUAAACUACAAGUACUCUCCUUAUGUAGCCAAAUUCUCCGACCUCGUCCUCCACGGCUGCGCCGUUGAUCCAAUGGAGCAAUUCUCCAAGUGCGACAACACCCAGACUUCCGAAUCCAUCCCUACUGGUAUCACACCCUCGAAACGAAUCAAAAUGGAAGGCAUCAGGAAGAAGCACAUGACAUACUCUUAUUGCUAUGACAAAAUUAGAUACAAGUCUCCCCCUUCGGAGUGUGUGAUCAACCCUCAAGAGGCCGAGAGACUCCGCAGGUUUGAUCCCGUUACCUUCGGGAAUGGCCGCCGCCACCAUGGGAAGCGUCGCAACAGGAGCAGAGCUAGCCAAGCACAGAAAUAGGCCACACACACACCUCCAUUCUAUAAAAAUCUACAUGAAAUCUCUGCAGGGUUCAUGGUUCUACUUUUUUAUUUUAUUUUUGUGUAUAGAGAGAAAAAAAGAGCACAGAUUUAUUGAGAGGGUGAUAGAGAGUAUUUGUUUUAUAUAAUAAUCUAUGGUUUCUUCUUCAUGGUAUGUAUGUAUGUGUAUAGUUCAUCAUACCUUUUUAGGUUUUCAUGUUGUCUAUCCUUGUUUCUUCUUACAUUUUACAGAUUGAAUUUGGUGAUGAUCUCUGUAUUUUGUCACACCCUCAUGGGUUCAAUAAAUUAUUUUCAGUGUA
Humulus lupulus (European hop) is the source of this 1584-nucleotide messenger RNA. Its product is annotated as probable xyloglucan endotransglucosylase/hydrolase protein 28. The transcript has 4 exons. Bases 273 to 1265 code for a protein of 330 amino acids. Gene Ontology annotation, cellular component: cell wall; apoplast. The record is from RefSeq and is a predicted model, not a curated record. Gene Ontology annotation, biological process: xyloglucan metabolic process; cell wall biogenesis. NCBI's taxonomy places the organism in Eukaryota, Viridiplantae, Streptophyta, Magnoliopsida, Rosales, Cannabaceae. Gene Ontology annotation, molecular function: xyloglucan:xyloglucosyl transferase activity; hydrolase activity, hydrolyzing O-glycosyl compounds.